UAAUUUAAUUUUAUUUUAAAGAUCUCUACAGCAACUAAGUGCGUCUUAGCCGCGGAGCAUGCGCACUGGGCACCUAGCUUAGCGUCAGCUGCGGUGAAGCUUAAAGCGGUUUUUCGUGGUGAAAGUAGUUGACAGUAAUACGCGGUUCUAAAUUAUAGCAUCCACUCGUUGACAAUGGCGAGGUACAUGCGGCCUCCCAACACGUCUCUGUUCGUCAGAAAUAUCGCGGACGAAUCCAGGCCAGAGGAUUUACGGCGUGAGUUUGGUCGUUACGGGCCUAUUGUAGAUGUCUACAUUCCACUUGACUUCUAUACACGGCGGACAAGAGGAUUUGCUUACGUUCAGUUUGAAGAUGUCCGGGACGCAGAAGAUGCUCUUCACAACCUAGACCGCAAAUGGGUUUGUGGGCGUCAGAUUGAGAUCCAGUUCGCCCAGGGAGACCGCAAGACUCCUAACCAGAUGAAGGCCAAGGAACAUGACUCUCCCGAGUUCUCCCGUCAUGAUGAUAACCAUGAUACUCGCCGAAGGCGGUCUCGGAGUCGCAGCUAUGAUCACCGUAGAUCCCGGAGCCCCUCGUAUGACCGCGGUGGUCGAAGGUCGGAGAGCCCUCGAGACUCUCGAUCCUACAAUAGAUAUCGACAGAGCAGAAGCCACAAAACUGACAAAACACGCCAUGAGCUAGGCUCAUGCAGCCGCUCCACAUCCCAUUCCUCUGCUUCCAGAUCCAGGCCCAAAGGUAAAGAGAGGCGCUCCAUGUCCCGUAGCCCAGAAGAUGAGUUCCAGCCAACCUCCAGCUCUCAGCAGUGCGAGAGACUAUCUUCAUCCCGCUCCUACUCUAGAUCCAAGCCACGCUCACGCUCCAGGUCCUGAACUGAGAAAAGGUUUUGAGGUCACUGACAGAUAAAUAAGAGGAUUUGGAAGAAAUUACUGUCCAAGAAUGUUUACACUCAUCUUUAAACUAAACAACUACAGUAUUGUGCUUUAUUUUUUAUCUUAGGUCUAUUCAUUAAAAAGGGAUCAGUUACCAAAUUAAAAAGGUAACAGCAGGAGCUCAAGUUUUUUUUUUUUUUUUUUUUGUGAUUAAACUAUGAAGCACAUAGCUGGUAAUUUUACAGUUAACAAUUUGAAGAUCUACAAAAAAUUGUCUACUUUCAGUUAUGAGUGUUUAAAUGCCUGCUUGUGCCUUUUUGGUUUCAGAAUUAUUAUCCAGUCCCUAGUAUCUGGUCUCUGUAGAGUGUGGGGCAACAGAGAAGCUACAGAAUGUAGUGAGCUGCCAUGUGUUUUUGUCAUUGACGACAGCUGCAUUUUUAUACCUUCAGAUAGUUGUAUGUCAAGUAUAAGCAGUAAUACUAGGAGUAUUUCAGGUCUUCAGUAUAGUUAUCCUUAAUGAUUGUGUGCUUUAUAAAUAAAGAAACUGAGUUUUCUAA
Betta splendens (Siamese fighting fish) is the source of this 1427-nucleotide messenger RNA. It is a transcript of the gene srsf10a, whose product is annotated as serine and arginine rich splicing factor 10a. Lineage: Eukaryota; Metazoa; Chordata; Actinopteri; Anabantiformes; Osphronemidae. The transcript is spliced from 6 exons. The record is from RefSeq and is a predicted model, not a curated record. Gene Ontology annotation, molecular function: RNA binding. Bases 175 to 870 code for a protein of 231 amino acids.